AUGUAUCGACACUCCUUUCAAAUGUUUCGGGCUGCAAGCGCAAGGUUCUCAUCACAAGGCAGCGGACAGAUCCAGCUGUGGCAGUUUCUGCUGGAGCUCCUCUCGGACAGCAGCAACGCCAACUGCAUCACCUGGGAGGGACAGAACGGCGAGUUCAAGCUCAUCGACCCGGACGAAGUGGCCCGGCGCUGGGGCGAGCGAAAGAGCAAGCCCAACAUGAACUACGACAAGCUGAGCCGCGCGCUUCGCUACUACUACGACAAGAACAUCAUGACCAAAGUGCACGGCAAGCGGUACGCCUACAAGUUCGACUUCCACGGCCUGACGCAGGCCCAGCAGGCGCCCACCCCGGAGUCGUCGGCCGCAUACCGGCUGCAGACCGAGUUGUUACUGCCCCACUACCGGAGUAACUACAUCGGCGCCCACCAGCCAGCGCCAAUGGGGCUGCCCCCUUCGGCCGCGGCCGCAGCUGCUGCUGUGCGUAGUCCUUACUGGACGCCCAGUGCCACAGGAGCCUGCAACCUGUACCCAAACCUGUCGGGACACUCUCUCACGCACGCUGGACACAGAGCCAACGGCCUGAGUCACUACUACACAUGACUCUGGGGCGGAAACCAUAGCGGCGACCACUUGGGUUUACCUCAUCAUUGAGACUGCACGUCGUGAACUGCGAUUUUUUUUGUGUGUGUGAAAUACUUGAAGCACGAACAGAAUGGACACAUUGAACGCCUCAGAAUUCGCAAGAAACACUCACAUCAGCCUGUGUUGUUAUUUAGAACUGUGCCCGAGGAAGAGUUUUUGUGAGUGAUGCGUCGGAACUCCGAACGUUGUUUGAGUUUGCGCUUUGCGACAAAUCCGCGAUAAGUGUCUCGACAAGUGUAAGUGGAACAUUGUGUGAGAGAAAGCGGCGCUUGUUGCGCUGGCUCUCUGGCGGGGUUACUUUCUUCUACAAGCAGGAAAGGAAACCCAAGCUUGUGAUCUGUCGCUAGGGCUGUUUUUCACUGAAGCGCACAGUGGACAAAGUACAAGUACCGGAAUGGCUAUGCCCGUGCAAGAGUUCCGGGAGCCUGCUGCUGGCAUAUGAAGGCCUUGAUAUAACUUUUGUUUUGUGAUGCCAUUAAAGAAAGAUGCCACAAUAAGGCUCAAGUUCUGAGCCAAUCAA
Molecule: messenger RNA, 1162 nt
Organism: Rhipicephalus microplus (southern cattle tick)
Lineage: Eukaryota; Metazoa; Arthropoda; Arachnida; Ixodida; Ixodidae
Biological process (GO): cell differentiation; regulation of transcription by RNA polymerase II
Cellular component (GO): nucleus
Molecular function (GO): sequence-specific DNA binding; DNA-binding transcription factor activity, RNA polymerase II-specific
Source: RefSeq, a predicted model, not a curated record